AUGGGUGGGGAACCGAAAAGUAUAUUGCCUCUUGAGAAGAUAUAUGCCUUUUUGUCGAGGGCUGCCGAUGUAGAGAUAUGGGAGAAGGACAUCGGAGUUCGGCACAAAGGAAGAAUCGUUGGUUUUGACGAGUACAUGAACAUUGUGAUGGAUAGUGGGGCAAAAAGAUACUUGCUGAAGGGAGACUGCAUAUCUGUGGUGUUUGGAAAGGACAUAGACUAG
Encephalitozoon intestinalis ATCC 50506 is the source of this 222-nucleotide messenger RNA. Its product is annotated as small nuclear ribonucleoprotein E. The transcript has a single exon. The record is from RefSeq and is a predicted model, not a curated record. Lineage: Eukaryota; Fungi; Microsporidia; Unikaryonidae. The coding region runs from base 1 to 222 and encodes 73 amino acids.